GAGGAGGAAGAGAAAAUGGCCGCACAUUUGACUGGAGGACGAGUGAACAUUGGUUUGUUACGCGAGGCUGCUCGUCGAGAAUUGCUCAGUUGUCUUGAUGAAUGCGAAGGAAGCAAGGCUUUGGUGUGGGAUGAUGAAUUAACAGGGCCUUUUGGUUUGAUUGCCGAGUACUCUCUGUUGAAGGAGCAUGAAGUCGAUGCAAUGUUUGCACUUGCGCCUGGCCGUCUUCCGAAGAAUUCCGUCCAACAUAUCGUGUUUAUUACCCGAGCAAAGGUCUCGCACAUGGAAAUAAUUGUAGACAAUGUUUUAGCCGAAGAGAAGGGUCAAACAAACAAGAAAGAUUAUACUGUCCUGUUUGUGCCCAGAAAAACAUUACUUUGUGAAAACUAUCUCACGCAAAGUGGUGUGGGUUUCAUUGCAAUGAGGGAAUAUCACUUGGAUCUGAUACCAUUUGAAAAUGAUUUGCUCAGUUUAGAAAUGGAAAGUGCUUUCAAGGAAUGCUAUUUAGAAAAAGAUGCAAGUGUGCUCUAUCAUGUCACAAAUUCAUUGAUGAAAAUUCAAGCAUUGUAUGGGAUCAUACCAAAAAUUUAUGGCAAAGGGGAAUUGGCGAAGGGUACAGUUGAUAUGAUGUUGAGAAAAAGAGGGGAAGUUCUCAAUUCAAAAUAUCAAAUAUCAUCUCAGAUUGAUUGUCUGUUGCUCAUCGACAGAAAUAUUGAUCUUCUGACACCAUUAUGUACGCAACUUACUUAUGAAGGACUUAUUGAUGAGAUCUAUGGAAUUCAGAAUACUACAGCGAAAUUUCCUCCUGAGAAGUUCCAGGUUCCUGAUGACAAAAAAACAGGUCCACCCCAACCAGCCCAGGCGCCAGGCCCCAAGAAGAUUCUGCUUAAUUCUGCUGAUCAACUUUACAAUGAAAUACGAGACUCGAACUUCUUGGCAGUUGGCCCGGUUCUAAGCAGGAAAGCAAAGAAAAUUAGCGCUGCAUUUGAGGAACACAAGGGAGCCAAAACAGUCAGUGAAAUGAAACAGUUUGUGCAUAAGCUUCCUCACAUACAAGCUGCAAAAUAUUCUCUAGCAACUCACACCAGCAUAGCUGAGCUGAUUAAAGACCACACAGAUACUGAAUCAUUUCGGGAAAACCUCCAAGUACAGCAUGAGUUCAUCAGUGGCAUUGAUACUGAUAAAGUGAGUCCAUAUAUUGAAAAAUUGAUCGCUGUGAAGGAGCCUUUGGUCAAGGUUCUCAGAAUAUUAUGUAUUCAGUGUCUUACGAAUAAUGGUUUCAAACCAAAAGUAUUGGAGUACUAUAUGAGGGAGAUUAUCCAGACGUAUGGCACUGAUCUCUUUUACCGUGCGAUAACACCACUGGAUGCUGCAGGACUUUUAAAAGCAACAACUGCUCGUUAUUUCCCCACACUUCGAAAAUCAUUUCAUCUUGAUGUGCGAGAUGUACAAGAACAGCACCCACGUGAUAUAUCCUACACGUACUCAGGCUACGCUCCGCUCAGCAUACGGUUGGCUCAGCACGCAGCAAGGCCUUCUGGUUGGAGAGGAAUUGAAGAGGUACUAAAGUUGUUACCUGGUCCAACGAUAGAUGAGAUUCAACACUUACCUCGUGGUUUGCACAAACGUGGUUCAUCGCUCAGUGGUAAUUCGGAGUCAGGUGAUGGUCCUCAGAAAGUCACCCUGGUCUAUUUCAUUGGCGGAUGUACAUACGCUGAGGUCGCUGCAUUGCGAUUCUUAUCCCAGCAAGAUAAUGCGCCGACGGAUUACAUAAUCGCAACGACAAAGAUGAUUAAUGGUAACACGUUACUCGAAUCAAUCAUUGAACCAAAACCAGAAGAGAGUUCAAACCCAUUCAUGUAACCCACAAUGCAUUCAACAAGAAUUAACAAUCUCAUUCAGAAACCGAAUUAUUUUUGUCUGUACAAUAAUAUAAUUAACAGUAGCGUUAGUUGAAAUAAAUUA
Messenger RNA from Dendronephthya gigantea, 1965 nucleotides. Its product is annotated as vacuolar protein sorting-associated protein 33A-like. Bases 16 to 1863 code for a protein of 615 amino acids. The record is from RefSeq and is a predicted model, not a curated record. Gene Ontology annotation, biological process: intracellular protein transport; vesicle-mediated transport. NCBI's taxonomy places the organism in Eukaryota, Metazoa, Cnidaria, Anthozoa, Malacalcyonacea, Nephtheidae. The transcript has 17 exons. Gene Ontology annotation, cellular component: lysosome; CORVET complex.